Molecule: messenger RNA, 504 nt
Organism: Vitis vinifera (wine grape)
Lineage: Eukaryota; Viridiplantae; Streptophyta; Magnoliopsida; Vitales; Vitaceae
Exons: 2
Coding region: 1-504 (167 amino acids)
Biological process (GO): root development; shoot system development
Source: RefSeq, a predicted model, not a curated record
AUGGCUAACCCAUGCCAUGUUAGAUCAAUUAGCUUGCCUUCCAGAUCCCAUCCUACCACUCUCAAAAUCCAAGAAGUGCUUAACAAGCUCAAAACAUUGGAGGCAUCAUCGACAUCAACAUUGGGGGCAAUCUGCAAUGGUCUAUCCAGACUGCUUUUAGAUAUUUGUGGCACUGUAAGGGAUGUAGUAUCAAAAUUUGAGGAAAAUGUUCGAGAUCUUCGAUCUGCACUCAGGAGGAAAAAAAGAGAUUUGUGUCGUGAAAGCAGCAUCAGCAAUUACAUUUAUUCAAAAAAGAAGAUGAACAAGGAUGCCAAAAAGUUGCUAGCAGCAAUGAAGAAGAUGGAUACAACAGCUGGGGCCUCUCCACUCUUGGAUCAAGAUCAGCAGCUCUCCACAGUGAUCAGAGUGCUCACAGAAGUUAAUGCAAUGAGCAUUUCUAUCUUCCAGUCACUUGUGUUACUCUUGUCCACACCAGUGUUGAAGUCAAAACCAAGUAAGUGGUGA